CCCGCCUUCGUAGUUUUCUUCCCUCCACUCACACACGGGGCCGGCCACCUACACGAGCGCCAUGUCUCGCUACUUGAGGCCUCCCAAUACCUCGCUGUUCGUGCGGAACGUGGCGGACGACACCAGGUGUGUGUCUGAAGACUUACGUCGUGAAUUUGGUCGUUAUGGCCCUAUCGUUGAUGUGUACGUUCCUCUGGAUUUCUACACUCGUCGACCAAGAGGAUUUGCUUAUGUUCAAUUUGAGGAUGUCCGUGAUGCCGAAGAUGCCCUUCAUAAUUUGGAUCGGAAGUGGAUUUGUGGCCGUCAGAUAGAAAUACAGUUUGCUCAAGGAGAUCGGAAAACACCAAACCAAAUGAAAGCCAAGGAAGGAAGAAAUUUGUACAGCUCUUCACGUUACGAUGACUAUGACAGAUACAGGCGUUCUAGAAGCCGCAGUUAUGAAAGGAGGCGUUCAAGAAGCCGAUCCUUCGACUACAACUAUCGCCGAUCUUAUAGUCCUAGAAACAGUAGACCUGCUGGAAGACGUCGCCGUAGCGGAAGUCGUUCAGAUAAUGAUAGGUUCAGACACCGUAAUCGAUCUUUUUCAAGGUCAAAGUCCAAUUCAAGAUCGCGAUCUAAGUCACUACCCAAAAAAGAAAUGAAGGUCAAAUCACGUUCUAGGUCUGCGUCUCGUACUAAAUCUAGAGGCACUUCUAAAACGGAUUCUAAGACACACAAUAAAUCCAGCUCGAGAUACGAAAAAGAAGUGAGGAAAAAAGAACCAGCUAGAUCCAAAUCUCAGUCAAGAUCUCAUUCUAGAUCUAGAUCAAAAUCCAGAUCCCGGUCAUGGGCUAGUCCCAAGUCCAGUGGCCACUAAAAGUGUAUCUUGUUUUUUUAGGCAUGUAUCACUCAACUGUGCAGGCAACUAUUACAAUUAAAACACGAAUUGAGAAUCUUAUACAAGAGUCCACUUCGUUAAAUGUCAUGGGCAACUACUGACGUUGUUGUGGUGUCUGUGUAUAUUUUUGUAAUACACUUGCAUUUUUAUGCUUCAAAUAUUGAUGGUACCUUGAUUACGACCAUAGUUUACAGUGUUGCCCUUAUAAGUUCAUCCACAAAGAAAAUGUUUCUUCUAACUGUUCCAUGAACAUAAGUUAUUUAAAUUGUUCAGUACUUCCUGCUGAAAAAGUGGAAAAUUGGGCAGCAAUAAUGCAACACUGACAGCAAAUAUAAACUGGUCAUUUCAAAUUCUAGAUCAAAAGUGGAGGAAGAGGGUUGGUAUUCUUCAUACUCACUUGUAUCAAGACGGCUGGUUGCUGGAACAAAUGGAAAUAUAGUUUUGAGGUAUUGGUAGUAUAACAAAGUGGUCUAAGAUCAGCCAUGAGAAGUUAUUGUUAGGUGUCUCCUAAUAUUUGAACCCCUACAAGUGUAUGUGUGGAGGGUGUUCCAUUGAGUAAUUAGGUAAAUGUGCUUACACUUAUGCAGUGUGGUAUAUCAAGUUUUAGUGAGCAGUUGCCCACAAAUUGCUUAGGGCUUCUUGCUGUAUAGACACAAGGUAAACUUCUAAUUAGUAUGUAUGGUAUGUCAGAACUAAAUUUUAUGCCAGUGACUUCAUUAGGUAGCUUGUGUCCCAUCACUACCGAUUUCCAACCAGGCCUCUAAUCCUAACUGGCAGCUUGCAUUUAUAGUUCAGAACCUCCUUUAAGCAGCAGGUUUCAGUUUGUACCCUUUGCUUUUGAUUUGUUGCAUUAAAACUGAAAUUGAAAAAAAAUUGCCAUGGCAUAAUCGCAAGUAUUUCCUGGAGAUGGCAUGAUGUUGUAUUAUGAACGUCACAAAGCUAUUGAAAUGUAAAAAGUCAGCUUCUGACAGCUCAUGGUCCCUCUGCUUCUGUUAAGUAGGAUCAAUGAAUGUUGGUGAAAGGCUACUUGCAAAUACAGCAUGGCCGUUCUGAACAAAAGCUGGCUUUUUAAAAUACUGGCUGUUGGACAUGUUUAAGGGUGAUUCUAGAAUCUUUGUAUAUUAGAUAGUAUUUCUAACUUUGGUUAUUGUUGUUCAUGUUCUGCUAUGCAAUCAUUUAUAUCAGCAUUCCUUUAAUUUUGUAGACUUUUCCCUGAUGUAUAGUUUGAGAGAACAGUGUAUUGUUAAAAACUGUAGCAUUAGAGUGCAGCUCUGGUCAGAGGAAAGUUGUGGAAAUAAACUUUGUAUUUCCUUUCUUAUAGAGGCUUCUUAAAAGGUAUUUUUAUAUGUUCUUUUUAACAAAUAUUGUGUAUGACUUUAAAACAUCACUGUUUUGAUCAAGGUGUAGACCCAGCUUAUUCUCUGCUUGCUGUAAAUCUAGCAAACAUGCUGUAAUAAAAAGAAAUAUUGAUAUAGAAUUAUUGUAGUCUUAAACCUUUAAAUUUAGCCUUAUUUUGGAACAUGUACAGGUUUGUGAAUGGACAAAAAAAAGUAACUUAUUUGCAUAUCUUGAAUAGUUUUCAGUUUUCAUGUUUAAAUUCAAGCCCUUGUAUCAAACCAUGUUAAUCAAGGGCAGGAACAGUUGCCAGACAUAUUCUGCUCCCUUCUAGAAAUGAUAUAAAGCAUCUUACCAGGUCCCUAUGAAACUGAAUCAAUGAGAUAGUUCAGACUCUAGCUUGAGUGUAUGGCAUUGUUCAUUUGUAUAGGGAUUGCUUUCUUUCCUGGCUGUAAUUAGAAGUGCACGUCUCCACCUCUUGGGAUGACAAAUGGCC
Gekko japonicus is the source of this 2708-nucleotide messenger RNA. It is a transcript of the gene SRSF10, whose product is annotated as serine/arginine-rich splicing factor 10. The coding region runs from base 62 to 856 and encodes 264 amino acids. The transcript has 6 exons. The record is from RefSeq and is a predicted model, not a curated record. Gene Ontology annotation, molecular function: RNA binding. NCBI's taxonomy places the organism in Eukaryota, Metazoa, Chordata, Lepidosauria, Squamata, Gekkonidae.